This is a messenger RNA of Saccharomycopsis crataegensis, 1518 nucleotides long. RefSeq lists its product as uncharacterized. Bases 1 to 1518 code for a protein of 505 amino acids. Gene Ontology annotation, molecular function: methyltransferase activity; DNA binding; zinc ion binding. NCBI's taxonomy places the organism in Eukaryota, Fungi, Ascomycota, Saccharomycetes, Ascoideales, Saccharomycopsidaceae. The transcript has a single exon. Gene Ontology annotation, biological process: DNA repair; regulation of DNA-templated transcription. The record is from RefSeq and is a predicted model, not a curated record.
AUGUCCAACGAUUAUUCUACAGAAACCAGCAAGUGGAAAGCUUACCAAUUUAAAGACCCAUAUGCCGAUGGCGAAUUUGUGGUUGGAUUCAAUGAAGACCAUCAUUUUUGCACUCCAAGCUGUGAUUCAAAGGAACCAGUUCAAGAAUCAGAGUUGAUUUGUUUUUUGAAAACUAGCCAAGAUGCCCUUGACGCUGGGUUCGUGCCUUGUGAUCAAUGUAACCCAAUGAAUGUUGACCCAAACAAGAAGCAUUUGAUCAAGAUUUGCAUUGAGCACAUCAACAAACAAAUAAACUUUCAACCCCCAAGCAACUUAUUCGCCGAAAACUCAAUCCAUCCUCAGGAAGAGAGUGAAACCGGAGGGUUUGCUACUCACGCUUCAACCGCCAAUAACCAAAUAGUUGCAAUUGCUUGCCGUCAUAUCGCCGCCGCUGCUGCUGGAGCACUCCUUGGUGGGGACAAUAAUUCCCCAAUGAACAGCAAUUCUGCAAACAAUAGCGCACCAGCUUCGCCUACCAGUUCAGGGCCUGUGACAGACAGUAACAGCAGCCCUAAGAAGAGAAGAAAGCGCGGAGGGGUUGUUGGUUUCAAAGAAUUAGCAGCAAAGGCAAAGCUAUCGGCCUGGCAUUUCCAUAGAGUUUUCAAAUCCAUUGCCGGUCUCACUCCUAAAGCCUAUGGCGAUAAAUGUUCCGACUUCAUGAAACAAUGUCAGAAUGAAGAAUGGUUGCAAGAAGUUAUUAAAGAAUCAAAAAGUAAACAACAACAGCAACAGCAACAGCCAUUACAACAACAGCAGCUCCAGGAACAACAAUACCCAAGAAGACAAAUAUCCAGACAUUCCCUAACACCUGAUGAAUCAUAUUACCCAGGCUUUUCACAACAUCGUAAUUCCGUGAUCACCACUACAUCCAUCGAUUCCCAAAUGAUGCUUGAUUCCCAAGUAAGCUUCAGCCCAUCGGAGUUGGACACUAUUUCCCCAAUUACCAGCUAUUUGGCUAAUAAUUCAAAACCCGGUUAUUCUGAUGAAGAGCAAUAUGUUGAUUUGGAAAUUAUGGACUAUUUGAAGAGUUCUGGUGCAAAUGAACUAUCCACAGCAUCCAAUCAGCAAGUUAUUAUGGACCAGAGUGAUAAUAUUCUUGACUCAUCUUUGACAAAUGGAAAUUCUGUGCCACUUGCUUUUUCGCUCGCCAAUUACUCUAAUAAUGGGAUGUUGGAUGCUUCAAUUAAGGAAGGAUCUUCGGAAGCAGCUCUUGAUUUCAACAUGUAUGUGAAUGAUUAUGCGUUAAUGCCAAGUCAUUUCGCACCUUCAGCUCAUCAAACAGCACCAAACCCAUCACAAACUAUGGCCAAUAUGAAUUCGCAGGAUUAUAUUAACAAUGAUCAAUUGUUGAAUGAAUUACUCAUUGGCAGUAACUUGAAUACAAUGGGUCAUUUAAAUGGUCAAUCCAAUGAAUGGCCCCAGCAUGGUUCCCAAUUAGGUGGAGCAAUGGACUUAUCUGACGAUUAUGUUUUCAUUUGA